Molecule: messenger RNA, 1368 nt
Organism: Carya illinoinensis
Lineage: Eukaryota; Viridiplantae; Streptophyta; Magnoliopsida; Fagales; Juglandaceae
Product: phosphoglycerate mutase-like protein 1
Exons: 10
Coding region: 303-1205 (300 amino acids)
Cellular component (GO): cytoplasm
Molecular function (GO): phosphatase activity
Source: RefSeq, a predicted model, not a curated record
GAAGCAGUAGUAAAGAAGCAGAGGAACCCACCCAUCCCAUCCGUCCGUCCAUCCAUGAUCCAUCCAUGCCCAUUAUUAAAAUCAUUCACUCCUAAUAUUCAUAUAUUUAGUCCUUUCAGUUAUUAACAGACGUACACGCAGUCGCAUUUCUCUACCAUUUGAUAUUUCUCUUCCUCCAAUUGCAUUCCUCUCGCGUCUCCGUCUCAAUCAUACCCGCUUCGAUCUCAUCUCUCGGCUCUUUGCCUCUCAUCUUCUCCUGACAUGGAUGGUGGUGCAGGUCCAAGUUUGUUUCCAUUGCACCGAUGCAAAACUCUCCAUCUGGACAUUCAAGUUUGCCUUCGUUCUUGGCUUUUGUUCGCUACUUAAGGCCUUGUGAUCUUUUAAAACCAUACAUCCAGGUGAGGCACGGACAAGGAAUCCACAAUGUAGACGGAGAUAAGAAUUACAAAGCAUACUUGUCUCCUGAAUACUUUGAUGCACACCUAACUCCACUAGGCUGGCAGCAGGUUGAUAAUUUGCGAAAGCACGUUCGUGCAUGUGGGUUAUCCAAGAAGAUUGAUUUAGUCAUUACAUCCCCAUUGCUAAGGACUCUACAAACUGCUGUUGGAGUAUUUGGUGGUGAGGGCUAUGCAGAUAAGGCGGAUGUACUGCCUCUAAUGGUGGCAAAUGCAGGAAAUAGUGGCCGUGCUGCAAUCUCAAGUCUUAAUUGCCCACCAAUCAUAGCAGUAGAGCAUUGUCGAGAACAUUUGGGAGUUCACCCUUGUGAUAAAAGGAGAAACAUCAGUGACUAUCAGUUCCUUUUCCCUGCAAUUGAUUUUUCUCUGAUAGAAAAUGACGAAGAUGUAUUAUGGAAGGCCGAUAUUAGAGAGACAAAGGACGAAGUUGCAGCUAGGGGAUUGAAGUUCAUGAACUGGUUGUGGACAAGGAAAGAGAAGGAGAUAGCAAUUGUUACCCACAGUGGAUUCUUGUUUCAUACCCUAACUUUGUUUGGAAAUGACUGUCACCCUUUUGUGAAAAAAGAAAUAUGCAAACACUUUGCGAAUUGUGAACUUCGUUCUAUGGUCAUUGUUGAUAGAAGUAUGGCAGGUUCAAAUGACUCGACAACUAAUUAUCCAGGAAAGAUACCUUCUGGGCUUGAUCUCCCAAGUGAUGUUGCGGUCGAGAAUAAAUUGGAGAGAGAAGAACCAGAUUCUGGAUUUACAUAGUAAAAAAUCAUUCUUCCAAGCUCUGGUUUCUUACCAGACGUUCCAACAUGUUCUGCUGGUAUCUUUAGAAUUUAUAUUCAAAUAGAGGAGUUUUGAAUCUGAUUAAUCAACGAGGGGAUGAACAAUGAUUCCUUUUUAAAUGAAAAUUGGAUGAACUAGAUAA